Molecule: messenger RNA, 2546 nt
Organism: Anolis sagrei ordinatus
Lineage: Eukaryota; Metazoa; Chordata; Lepidosauria; Squamata; Anolidae
Source: RefSeq, a predicted model, not a curated record
GCUUCCUAGAGAGGCAGGAAGUGGAGUUUACAAGGCCCUUCCCCUUCCGGCCAGUGCAUUGCUGGGAGAGGAGGAGAAACAGGCCAGCGUCUGGCUUAAAUUGGAUGGUUAAACAUCUUGCUACCUCAAGAAAAACAUCAUAAUUGGUCCUUCAGAGAGGCUUUGCUGCCUCAGCUAUGCAGCAGAAUACUCUUCUGUCUCCAGGAAUGCAGGUUUGGCAAUUCCCAGUAAUGUGGCCAGUCUUCUGUCUGCGAGCGAAUGUGUCAGAACAGAAAAGAACGACUUCGUCUGACCUGGUUCUUGUUUCAAAGCAACACUCAUCGAUGGAAAAGGAAGAAUUAAGGAAAGGCUGCCCUCCUGUUGAGGGUGAGAGCAGAGGAGCUGGGCAGAAGGACCGAGGGAAGGAAGGGCUCGGUUCAGAGUUACAGCGCCAGCACUUCAGAAGUUACCACUAUGAGGAGGCCUUGGGGCCCCGAGAGGCCUGCAGCCGCCUCCACUCUCUCUGCUGCCUGUGGCUGAAGCCCCAGCGACACUCCAAGGCGGAGAUGCUGGACAUGGUGGUCCUGGAGCAGUUCCUGAGCAUCCUGCCCCCAGAGAUGGAGCGUUGGGUGAGGGAAUGUGGGGCAGAGACGAGUUCACAGGCCGUGGCUUUGGCUGAAGGCUUCCUCCUGAGUCGGGCAGAAGAGGAGACACUGGAAGAGCAUUUAACACAGAACAACCCGGUGUGUAAAAAGGAGGCAUUUCUGAAAGAGGUCACUGACAUUCAGGAGGCAGAGAAGUGUCACUCAUACUCUGGACAAGGAGUGCCAGCCGUGGAGGUGACCCAAGGAAAUAGCACACAUCGCACCAUUUUGGGAAAUGGAAGAUUACCUAGGUCAAGAGUUAGGGACUCAGCUCUUCGUUCUGAUGGUUUGAGAACACCUUCUGAGAGCCUGGAUCAGGUAACCUUGGAGGAGGUGGCUGUGUAUUUCAGUGAGGAGGAGUGGGCCCUGCUAGAUCCGGACCAAAGGGCCCUUUAUGGGGAAGUAAUUGAGGAGAACCUGGCAAUCGUGGCUUCUUUGGGUGAUGGGCUGGCAAAUGAGAAUGAAGGAGAACCAAGGAUGUGUUUGGACACUCAGGAGAACAUGAAGAACAAGGCUUCUCUUUCUCAGACUGGGGAUAUCUAUGAAAUCUCUGACCAGGAAGAAAUAGGAGAUGGGGAUGGGAAGAAUAAAGCUCCUUACCUUGAAUAUUUGGAGGACCUUAGUGUGAAUGGAAGCUUUCAAUCGAGAGAGAAGAACUUGGAUUACAAGGGCUAUGAGAAACUUUACAAUUUCUUGGAGUCUGGAAAAAAAUUCAGUCCAAGAACACAUAAUGUGUUCUCUUCUCAUCCGAAACCGUUACCGACAGGGAAACAAUUUAAGUGUUUGGAGUGUGGGAAGAGCUUCAUGUGGAAGAUGAGCCUGGUGCUUCAUGAGGCCACGCACACAGAGGAGAAGCCAUUUCCGUGCCGGGACUGUGGGAGGAAAUUCAAUCGGAGGGAACACCUCAUCAGCCAUCAAGCAACCCACACCGGGGAGAAGUCCUUCAAGUGCUUGGAGUGUGGGAAAAUCUUCAGCCGCAAUGCCCACCUCGUUUCGCAUCGAACGACUCACACCAUGGAGAAGCCCUUUAUAUGCUUGCAGUGCGGGAAAGGCUUUGGUUGGAAGUCAAAUUUCACUCGUCACCAGUUGACUCACACGGCAGAGAAGCCGUUUAAAUGCCCCGAGUGUGGGAAAAGUUUCCGGUUGAAGCAAAGCCUGGCAGACCAUCGAACGACUCAUGCAGCCGAUCACCCAUUUCAGUGCCUGGAGUGCGGGAAAACAUUCGUUUGGAAGAAGAGCCUCGCCAAACACCAAGCCUCUCACGUGACGGAGCAACCCUAUAAAUGCCCGGAGUGCGGGAAAAGCUUCGUUUGCCAGAAGAGUCUUAUGGAGCACCAGAGCUCUCACGCAGCGGAGAAACCCUUUAAAUGCCAGGAAUGCGGGAAAAGCUUCAGUUGGAAAAAGAGCCUCGCAGAUCAUCAAGCAACUCACACAGAAGAGAAGCCAUUCCAAUGCCUGGAAUGCGGGAAGAGCUUCAGUUGGAAGUCCAACUUCACUCGUCACCAGUUAACUCACACCGGGGAGAAACCAUUCAAAUGCCUCGAGUGUGGAAAGACCUUCAGUCGGAAAAGCUACCUCGCUGCUCACCAGUUGGAUCAUGUUGGAGAGAAACCCUUUCAAUGCCGGGAGUGCGGGAAGAGUUUCAUUCAGAAGGGACACGUUGCUAUCCAUCAGUUGACUCAUACAGGGGAGGCAUCAUUUCAGUGCCAGGAAUGUGUGAGUAGUUUCAAUCAGAACAAUUAUUUUGCAGGUGGAAAUCUGAGUCAGAAGCCAAAGCCACGUCUCUCUUCUUUUCCCCGAUCUCUGCACAUAGAGAAAAAUCCAUUUGAAUUCCAGGACUAUGUCAAGGUUUUCAGGGAGGAGCCAACCAUCAUGGAACACAUUAAUUUUAAUAGGGGAGAAAUGGCAUAAAUGUUUUAAGAA